CUGAUCUUUUCUCCUUGUUUUAGGUUAUUGACGGAUAUUACAACAAAGUCAAUGAUCCAGCAUCUAAAGGGGGAACCUUCUUUGCAGUGUGUCGAGGGAAGGCCAGCGAGGGUCUGGAUUUUGCAGACACGUUUGGUCGGGGUGUCAUCAUCACCGGCCUUCCCUUCCCUCCAAGGAUGGACCCUCGAGUCAUCCUGAAGAUGCAGUUCUUGGAUGAGAUGAGCCGGAGGAAAGCUCCAGGGGUGAAGUACCUGUCUGGGCAGGAGUGGUACAGACAGCAGGCGUUCAGAGCUGUGAACCAGGCCAUCGGUAGAGUCAUUCGCCAUAAGGAGGACUACGGAGCCAUCUUCCUGUGUGAUCAAAGGUUUAAGAACGCUAAUGCCCAGGCUCAGCUUCCAUCGUGGGUCAGGCCGUAUGUUCGGCGGUAUGAUGGCUUCGGGAACGUGGUCCGUGACGUCUCUCAGUUCUUCAGGGUGGCACAGAAGAUGAGGCCUGUGGUAGAGAAGAAGACUGCUGCAGAGAGCAGUGGGGCGACGACUUUACCAGACUCUCAGUCCUCAAGCUUCACUUCCUGCUCAACCUCCCAAAGAUCCUCCACCCAGAAGGCCAAGGUGUUGGACGCCCACCUUCCCAGCCUGAAGAGGAGGAGGCUCAAUGAGCACACUGGAGCCGGCGGGAUGGCCAGGAUCUGUAUCGAGUAUGAGUGCGAGGUGCAGGAGAGUCAGAGGAGGCCGGCCAACCUGUUGGAUGCUCUGGAACGAGACGACCAUCACGGAGGAGAGGACGGUGAUGCUGUUGUGGGAGAGGAGAAGGCAAACCGUUUGUCCACGCUGUCUCUUCAGUAUGACAAGAGGAUGGAUAAUGAACUGCGAGGAGGAAAGCGUAAAAUCAAGUUGGUCCAAGAGCAGAAAACCAGCGUGUCAGACGAUGUGUCUGAGGAGGGUAAAGCCAGCAGGGCGAAGACGUUCCUGGCAGAGAUGAAGAAGUCACUGAGCCAGGUCAACUUUCAGAGCAUCAUCCAGGCUCUGCAGACCUACAAGAGGACUGACGACCUGGACCUCCUGCUGACUGAGACAGCUGUCUUAGUUGAGGACACUAACAAUCACAGUCUGCUCCGCGGCUUCUACCAGUUUGUUCGUCCACAUCACAAGAAGAGGUUUGACGAGAGAUGCCAGGAGCUGACCGGGCAGGGCUGUGGAUACAAACCUGAUCACUCUCUGUCAAAGGACGAGAAGAAAACGCUGAUGCUGCAGACUGCUACAGAAGGACGGCCCGCUACGGGUCUGACCUCCUCCAGUCGGACGUCUACCUGCAGUCAGCUGAAUACACAGCAGCUCAACAAAGGAGGACACCAUCUAAACCAGCAGGGACUGAGAAAACCUCAGACUGGUUCUGCUCCAAAAACCGAGGUCCACGCCGCUUUCCUGUGUGACGUGAAAAAAGCUCUUGGAGCAGAAAAGUCAGCUCAGCUCUUUCAGACCGUUCACAGCUACAAGAAGACAGACAACUAUGAAAACCUGGUGACCACAGUGGUGAGCUUGUUUACUGAGAGAGAUGAGGACUUCAACCUUCUAGUCAGAUUUGGCAUGUUUAUUCGCCCUCAGCAUAAGAAGCAGUACAAAGAGAUGUUGGAUUCACUGAUAGGUCAGUCGGUGUCUUCUGCUGCUGAUGAUGAUGAUGCUGCUGCUGCUGCUGCUGAUGAUGAUGAUGCUGCUGAUGAUGAUGAUGCUGCUGAUGUUGAUGUUGCUCCUGUAAGUGAAGACCAGCAAAGCAAAGAUUCAUUGUCACCUCCUCUGAGGACACAAAGCAAGAUUUCCAGUUUUUUCUCAAGCAGCCAAAGAAAGUAGAGCCUGAGAAGACGGAUCAAGCCACUUCGAACAGCUCAUGACUGUUACUGCUGAUAAAGCCAUGAAGAGGCGGGAGUCUGCCUGUGUAGGUGUCUGAACCUAGAAGAUGGAUUUGUUGUGGUUGCAGACUGGAUUGAUGAAGCAGAAUUACUGUUGGACUCAAAGCUAAUGAAACUGACAUCUGUCACUACUGACAAUAAUUAACACUACAACAGUAUCCACAACAUGUCCUGUGUUUUUCUCCUUUGACUCAGUGAAGCAGAGUAGAUCACAGAUUUAACCUGAUGUGCUUCAGGACAAGGGCUGUCAGGGAUUCAUAAUGUUACUGUAAGUAAAGCACGGUGCCUGGUCUGUCUCACAUCGAUGUCAUGACAAGUUAAAUGUAAUA
Molecule: messenger RNA, 2235 nt
Organism: Seriola dumerili (greater amberjack)
Lineage: Eukaryota; Metazoa; Chordata; Actinopteri; Carangiformes; Carangidae
Product: regulator of telomere elongation helicase 1-like
Exons: 13
Coding region: 177-1847 (556 amino acids)
Biological process (GO): negative regulation of DNA recombination; regulation of double-strand break repair via homologous recombination; negative regulation of t-circle formation
Cellular component (GO): nucleus
Molecular function (GO): DNA helicase activity; nucleic acid binding; DNA polymerase binding
Source: RefSeq, a predicted model, not a curated record